Molecule: messenger RNA, 2414 nt
Organism: Mytilus californianus (California mussel)
Lineage: Eukaryota; Metazoa; Mollusca; Bivalvia; Mytilida; Mytilidae
Product: probable methyltransferase-like protein 25
Exons: 8
Coding region: 101-2239 (712 amino acids)
Source: RefSeq, a predicted model, not a curated record
UUUACAGGGGAGGUAAUAUUUUGUCACUAGAUUUCUAACUGAUAACAUAUUUAAUUGAUUUUUCAGAUGAUAUAAACCUUUGUUGAAACUUGAAAGGUAUAUGAUGGAGAAAACUACAUGCAAUCAAGAGAUGACCACUCAAAGAUAUUCUAAUAAAGAGCAGAAAGUCUUUAAAACGAAAGAAAAAUUGAAAGAUAUGUUAACUUUUCUGCAGGAUUAUCUCCCCCUUGCUAAUGUACAUUCUAAUAACUUUAUACUGCACAAUAUAUGGGAUGAAUAUUUGUCUGAAGAUAUAAAGAAAGAAUUAAAACUCAUGACAGAUGAUGCUGUGUUGAGGUUAAACGAGAGAAUGUUACAAAAUCAGAAUGAAUAUGUACAGGCAGGUCAAACUAAAGCUACAAAAAACAAUGCAGACUGGACAUUCUCAUCAAACUAUUUAGAUGCUGCACCAAGAACUGGUAAAGUUAGGAACUUACAUGAUAUACCUGUAUUCCCAGUAGAAUGGAAGCACCAUAGUAUUGACCAUUUUCUCAAAGAUGCUGCCCAGAAUACAUUGGCUUGUUCAGGACUAGUAUCUAGCCUAGAUGACUUGAUAUGUACAGACAGGACACCUCUUGUCAUCUCUAAUUUUAUGACAUCUAAAAAAUGUCAUGAAGUAAACAUAAUGAGUGAUGUGUGUUCCUAUAUAUCAAAGAAUGCUGGUGUAGAUGUGAUAGUUGACAUGGGUAGUGGUAAAGGUUACCUGAGUACACAACUUGUGUAUCAACAUAACUUAUGUGUAGUAGCUGUUGAUGCACAAACUAUUAAUACACAUGGGGCUCAGAAAAGGGCAUCUUUGUUGGGGAAACAAUGGGAUGCUUUGGUCAGACAGGCAGAGGAAGAAGUAGUGGAAGGAGAGAGAAAGAAAAAAGGAAAGAAAUAUAAGAAAAGAAUGAAGAAAUUAGCAAUGAGUGGUAACGUUGAUGGAGAAAUACAGAAUUCAAAUGAAAAUACUGAGUACAAUGUUUCUGAUGAGGUGCUUAAUGAUAUACAGGAUUUAAUGAAUGUUUCUGACGAAAAAUCUUCAAAUAAUUUUUGUUGUGAAAAUAUGGGUGAAAUAAGUGAGACUGAGAAAGAUAACCUUGAUCAUCUUCUCAAUGAUGAGAACAAAAUAUAUGAUAAAUCUGAUGAUACAGGGCACAAGGAGAUAGAAGAUAAACUUGAUUGUAUAAUGGAAGAGAACAAUGAAUUUAAUGGUAUUGAACACAAUAAAUUGACUAAAAUGGAAAAUGUUGAUUUACAUGAUCAAUUAUCAGAUAUAAACAAUGUAAGGCAUUCCAUGGAAGAUUCUACAUCAUGUGAAAAACAGUCUGAUUCUAAAUCCAAUAGUUACCAUAGCAAUAUACGUAAACAUGAAAAUGAGAAUUUGUCAAACAAUAAUAUGAAGGAUUUACAUUUGAAGGAAAGUAAAAACAGUAAAAAGGAGAAGUUAUCCAGGUUAUAUUAUCCUAUUACUGUGUAUGUUGAUGAAAGUAUGGAUAUAACAGAGUUAGUCAAACAAACUGGUGCUCAUUCAGGGGAGGCUACUCUUAUGCUGACUGGUUUACAUACUUGUGGUUCAUUAGGUUCUAGUUUACAAAAUAUGUUUGUCAAUAGUUCCCCAACUAAAGUUUUGUGUUAUGUUAGCUGUUGCUAUCAUCUAAUGAAUGAGGAAUUUGUCAUGGCUCCGUUUACAGAUGGACAUGAAGAAGAAAAGCCUGGCUUUCCAAUGAGUUCAUUCUUGAGAGAACAUGAAGUAGGACUUGGUAGAGCUGCAAGGAACUUUGCUUCUCAGACAAUUAACAGACCAACAUCUGAGAUGAAUGCUAAGUCCUAUCCCAGAAGCCUCUUACAGAAGAUACUGUAUGACAUCACAGGUCAUGUUGAUGAUGGCUGGAAGGGACUACGAAAACUAGACCAGAAAUGUAAAGAUAUGCACCAGUAUGUCCAGAGAGCAUUUGAGAAACUGAAACUUCCAACAGAUAAGAUAACACCCAAACUUGUAUCUGAGUAUGUGAAGAGAUACAAAGAAGAAGAAAAGAAGUUGGCUAUAUUCCUUCAGAUAAAGUCUUUGUUAGCUCCUUGUAUAGAGGCUAUUGUUUUGCUAGACAGAUAUUUAUAUCUUCUUGAACAGGAUUGUACAACUGAUGUGAAGUUAGUUCAGAUGUUUGACCCUGUCAUCUCACCAAGAUGUCAUGCUAUAGUAGCCUUUAAGGAAUAACUGUGAAGUUAGUCCAGAUGUUUGACCCUGUGACCUCACCAAGAUGUCAUGCUAUAGUAGCCUUUAAGGAAUAACUGUGAAGUUAGUCCAGAUGUUUGACCCUGUGACCUCACCAAAAUGUCAUUCUAUAGUAGCCUUUAAGGAAUAACUGUGAAGUUAGUCCAGAUGUUUGACC